Messenger RNA from Rotaria sordida, 915 nucleotides. Lineage: Eukaryota; Metazoa; Rotifera; Eurotatoria; Philodinida; Philodinidae. The record is from the annotation of a GenBank genome assembly.
AUGAACAAUACAUCACAAUUUGAUGUGGGUAAAGCUGCACUUCAACAUCUUGAAUUACUUAAUUGUUCAAAUCAAAAUCCACUUGAAAUUGCAGCUCAAUUUCGUACACUUUUACGUUCAAAAAAAUCCAAUAAAAAUAUUCAUUCAUCCAAUAUUAAUUAUACAUAUACAGAUUAUAUUGCAGCUGAUGCAACAAUUCGAAGACGAAAACGUUCACAAAGUCUAGGUGAUCAUCAAUCAAAAUUAUUAGGUAAAAUUCAAUAUGAUCUUAAUGAAGAUCAAUCAUUACCUGAAUCAAAUUCUUCAUCUGGUCUUAUGAAAUAUCAAAAUAUAACAGAAGAUAUGUAUUUCGAUUCAAAUAUAGAUUCUGAUUCUAGUGAUUUAACAAAUUAUCAUAAAAUAUCUAAAGAAAAUAAUAAUUCAAAUCGAUUUCAAUAUCCAAUUAUUAAUUGGAAACAAUUACGUGAAAAACAAUAUGAAAAUAAAUUAGAUAAAGUGAAAAAAUUUCUUUCAACAAAAUUUAAAACAAUUCGUCUAUCAAAAAUUGAAACAAAAGAUUUAACUAUAAAUUCAUUAACAAAUAUUUCAGAUAAAAUAGAUUCAUGUACAUAUUCAAAUAUAUCAAAAUUACAAAAAAAUUCUGAAGAUAUUAUUUCAGUAGAAAAUAUUUCAUCUUCUUCUCGAAGUCGAUCAUCAUCAAAUUCAAUUCGUACACCAUCAAUAUCUCCAACCAAUUCUCCUCGAUCAACUUAUACAAUUUCACGAUUAAAUUCAACAUUAAUAAAUCAUAAUCAUGAUGAUAUACUUUUUCCAAUAGCAGAUUGUAAUCUUAUUAUUAAACAUCAACCUAUUGAACAAACCAAACGAAUUUCUCAUGUUAAAAAUUUACGCCAUGAAAAUGAACUUUUUUUAUAG